AUGGCCAUGCUUCCUCGUGCCGCCAGGCCCGCCCUUGCCGGCCUCACCUCGGCUGCUCCCGUCGCCGUGGCCGCCCGCGCCGGCUUCCACUCUUCCACCAGCCAGGCCGCCCCGCUCCGCGAGACUGAGCAGCGUAUCAAGUCGGUCAAGAACAUCGAGAAGAUCACCAAGUCGAUGAAGAUGAUCGCCUCCACCAAGCUCAACAAGGCUCAGCGUGCCAUGCAGGCCGCCAAGGUGUACGGCGCCGCCAACAACGAGAUCUUCAAGAACUCCGAGGCCGUCGCCCCCGAGGGUGGACGCCAGCUCUUCAUCGUCGUCUCGUCCGACAAGGGUCUCUGCGGUGGUAUCCACUCGUCGGUCACCAAGCGCACCAAGGCCGAGUUCCUCAAGAUCGGCCAGUCGGCCGGCGACGCCUCGUCGUCCGAGGGACCCGCCGUGGUUGUGCUCGGCGAGAAGUCCAAGGCCCAGCUCGCCCGUGCCCUCCCCAAGAACCUGGCGCUCUCGUUCAACCAGGUUGGCAAGGACGUCCCCACCUUUGCCGACGCCAGCGCCAUCGCCGACCAGAUCAUCAGGAGCGGCGUCAAGUUUGACAAGGUCAACCUGAUCUACAACAAGUACGUCUCGGCCCUCUCGUUUGAGUCGGACGUGAUGGAGGUCUUCAGCGAGGACGCUCUCCGCAACGCGCCCCAGUUCAAGCUCUACGAGCAGGAGGACGACGUCACCAAGGACCUUGCCGAGUUCUCGUUUGCCAACGCCAUCUACGCCGCCCUCGUCGAGGGACACGCGUCGGAGAUCAACAGCAAGCGCAACGCCAUGGACAACGCCUCGAAGAACGCCGGAGACAUGAUCUCGUCGCUCAACAUGAUCUACAACCGUGGACGACAGGCUGCCAUUACCAACGACCUGGUCGACAUCAUCACCGGCGCCUCGGCUCUCUGA
Molecule: messenger RNA, 939 nt
Organism: Pseudozyma flocculosa PF-1
Lineage: Eukaryota; Fungi; Basidiomycota; Ustilaginomycetes; Ustilaginales; Ustilaginaceae
Exons: 3
Coding region: 1-939 (312 amino acids)
Biological process (GO): proton motive force-driven ATP synthesis
Molecular function (GO): proton-transporting ATP synthase activity, rotational mechanism
Source: RefSeq, a predicted model, not a curated record